AUGAAAAUCGUUGUUUUUUUGAUCCUGGAGGCGUUAUUUGAAAGAUCUACCAAGGUUCCAUAUAUGGAUACUCCUGAUAAGUGCUACAUAGUUAAUCGGGCGGACCUUCGACAAACACUUCAAAAGUCAGAUAAGGGUGUUUUCAUUGUCAAAGAAAACAAUCCCAUGAGACGUGACAGGGAGGCAAUUCAUGAAGCAACAAAAGGUAUCGACUGUACUGUUGGUGCCUAUAUUCAACAAAGAAGACAUUUUGAGAACUUGAUAGAGACCAAGGCAGGCCUUGACGAUCUGGGGUUUGUGGACGUGACAGAACUGCUGGACAGAAUUGAAUUCCAACCGUUUGACUUGAGUUUUGAGAUAGACCGUCAGUAUAAAGUGUUCAAAAUAUAUGAACUGACGCUAUUCAAGUAUAACCAGUUUUGGUCAGAAACCAACUUCAAAAACAUGCUACAAAUCUUGCAAGCAAGCGAACUCUUAAACGGCAAAGGUGGUCCAGGUCACACCUGCUCUCAUUAG
This is a messenger RNA of Candidozyma haemuli, 516 nucleotides long. RefSeq lists its product as uncharacterized. The record is from RefSeq and is a predicted model, not a curated record. NCBI's taxonomy places the organism in Eukaryota, Fungi, Ascomycota, Pichiomycetes, Serinales, Metschnikowiaceae. The coding region runs from base 1 to 516 and encodes 171 amino acids. The transcript has a single exon.